GGGGGGAUUAGCGUGCAGGUUUAAAGGCCGGAGCGGCGCGGGGCAGGGGUGCAGGCGCGCCGGAGAGGAAGCGGCCGCCACCGAGCAGCGGGGCAACUCGGCCGGCAGCGUUGUAGACGAUGCCAGCCAUCAACAUCGAGGACCUGAGCGAGAAGGACAAACUGAAAAUGGAAGUGGAGCAGCUCCGGAAAGAAGUCAAGCUGGAAAGGCAGCCGGUGUCCAAGUGCUCUGAAGAGAUCAAGAACUACAUCGAGGAGCGGUCGGGCGAGGACCCGCUGGUGAAGGGGGUUCCCGAGGACAAGAACCCCUUCAAGGAGAAGGGAGGCUGUGUCAUCGCUUAGGAGAAGGGACCCCGCGCCUGCCCCCGGAGCAGACAUUCCUCCUGUACCCCUAGGGCGUCACUAGCGUGUCCCCACCGCCGCCGGUCCGUAUCGAACGAGCACAGGAGCGGAUUUCUUUUUAUUUUCUAUUUCUCCUUACAAAAAUACAGAAACCCGCGCGAAAGCUGCCGAGCCCCGCGCCGGCCGCUGGGCAGGGCCGGCUGUGUCCCGCUCCCCGGCGUGGCCGGCCCCUGUCGCUGCGCGGGGCCCUCUCGCCACCCGCUUGUCGGUCGCUUCAUGGCUGUUCGUUGGCAUUAAAGAAAACCUGCCCGUAA
Molecule: messenger RNA, 655 nt
Organism: Corvus hawaiiensis (hawaiian crow)
Lineage: Eukaryota; Metazoa; Chordata; Aves; Passeriformes; Corvidae
Product: guanine nucleotide-binding protein G(I)/G(S)/G(O) subunit gamma-11
Exons: 3
Coding region: 120-341 (73 amino acids)
Biological process (GO): G protein-coupled receptor signaling pathway
Cellular component (GO): heterotrimeric G-protein complex
Molecular function (GO): G-protein beta-subunit binding
Source: RefSeq, a predicted model, not a curated record